This is a messenger RNA of Boleophthalmus pectinirostris (great blue-spotted mudskipper), 3901 nucleotides long. RefSeq names its product glypican 1b (gene gpc1b). NCBI's taxonomy places the organism in Eukaryota, Metazoa, Chordata, Actinopteri, Gobiiformes, Gobiidae. The record is from RefSeq and is a predicted model, not a curated record. Bases 486 to 2150 code for a protein of 554 amino acids. Gene Ontology annotation, biological process: negative regulation of fibroblast growth factor receptor signaling pathway; cell migration; regulation of protein localization to membrane. The transcript has 11 exons. Gene Ontology annotation, cellular component: cell surface; plasma membrane; synapse. Gene Ontology annotation, molecular function: fibroblast growth factor binding.
CACCUGGCCCGGGGAGUUAAACAUGUCCCUCGCGAAGAGACUGUAAAAGUAGAUCAUUUCAAAAACUUGUGAGAAGAGAUAUAACAGUGACGGGAGAAAGACGCCAGCAGCUUUACGCACACACUCCCUCUGUCUCUCUCCCGCCUCCUCCUCCUUCUCUUGCCCGCCUUGUCAGUCCGCUCUGUGGCAGCUCUGGCAUUGCAUCGCUCCAAACGGGACACACAGUAGCAGGCAGCAGCGUGAGUCCGCACGUCACUAAGAGCCGGGUUGGUACAGGCGCGCUCGGUCAGUACAACAGUAGACACCAGCAGCAGAUACAUGUGCCUCUACGGCUGCUGCAGUUAUAAAGCGGGCUCUACUCUUGGUGUAAGAAGAAGAGAGGAAGAAGGUGGAAGGGUUUUCGUGCUCUUGUGCCCAUGACAAGCGGCUGUUGAUCUGGGACUCUUCGCAUUUGCACUUGUCUCGCUAAAACAAAAAGACUCGUGAUGGAUUCCUACAUCGUGGCAUUGUUUUUGGCACUGUCCUCUCUUACAACAGCGGUCCUCGGGGAGAAAGGCACCAGCAAAGCGCGGAGUUGUUCGGAUAUCAGACAGUUUUACAGCGGGAAAGGCUUCACGUUGGAGGGAGUGCCACAGACUGAAAUAUCAGGAGAGCACCUGCGGAUCUGUCCCCAGGGAUACACGUGCUGCACCAGUGACAUGGAGGACAACCUGGCCACACUGAGCCGCAGGGAGAUGGAGGGGCUGCUGAAGGAGGCAGGGCGCGCUCUGCACACAUCGCUCGCCGGACAGUACAAGGCGUUUGAUGGUUACUUCCUGGAGUUGCUGAACCAGUCGUCCACCUCGCUACAUGAGAUGAUGAUGUCGACAUGGGGCACGCUGUACUCCCAGAAUGCACCUCUGUUCUCAGACCUGUAUACAGACCUGAGGCACUACUACAGAGGCUCCAACAUCAACCUGGAGGAGGUGCUCAAUGAGUUCUGGGCCCGGCUCAUGGAGAGGGUCUUCCACCAUGCCAACAAGCAGUACAACAUAGGGGAGGACUACCUGGAGUGCGUGUCCAAGCAGAUGGACACGUUACGGCCCUUUGGAGACACUCCCCGUGAGAUGAAGCUCAAAGUCACUCGGACGUUUGUGGCAUCGCGUUCGUUUGUCCAGGGGCUGAUGACCAGUGGAGAGGUGGUGCGCAGGGUGUCACAGGUGCAGCUGAGCCAGGAAUGCAUGCGGGCCAUGAUGAAGAUGACGUACUGCCCCCACUGUCGCGGCAUGGCCUCUGCUCGCCCCUGUGCCAACUAUUGCGCCAACGUCAUGAAGGGUUGCCUCGCCAACCAGGCUGACCUCAACUCCGAGUGGAGGCAUCUGGCAGACACACUAAUACAAGUGGCCAAUCGCUUUGAAGGGCCGACCGGAGUGGAUGUGGUUGUCCUGUCUCUGCCUUUUCGCAUUUCAGAAGCCAUGUACACCAUGAUGGACAAUAUCGAAAACAUUAACAGCAAGUUGUUCCAGAAAUGUGGUGACCUGCGGACAGGGGGCAGCAGCGGCACAGGAGCAGAGGAGGAGGUGAAGAGAGCCAGGAUCACCGUGGAGGACAGCCUGGGCCCCAGCUCCAGCACACUCAGUGUCUUGGUGUCAGAUGUGAUAGUGAGGCUGAGGAACAUGCAGCCGUACUGGGUGACUCUGCCCACUGUCCUGUGCAGUGACCGUAUCGCCACGGGAACAGGAGCAGAGGAUAAGUGCUGGAACGGCAUGAGCCGAGCCAGAUACCUUCCUGAAGUGAUGGGCGACGGCCUGGCCAGCCAAAUCAACAACCCCGAGGUGGAGAUGGACAUCACCAAACCAGACAUGGUUAUCCGGCAGCAGAUCAUGCAGCUCAAGAUCAUGACGCACAGGCUCAAGAAUGCCCUUAACGGGAAUGACGUGGACUUCCAGGACACCAGUGACGAUGGCAGCGGAUCGGGGAGCGGCAUGUGCGCCGACGAGCUGUGUUCCCGGGGUCCGCGCCGAGACACGCCCAUCGCCACCCAGCCCAAGCACUACCCCAACCCCCCAGAGGACGGACGGGCUGUGAAGGCCUCAGCCCACUGUACCCUUCCCUCUCUGUCCCCCGUCCUCCUCCUCGCACUGCUCACAAUGCUACUGCUGCGGCGAUAAUGGACUGGAAAGCGCUCCGAACUGGGACUAAGUACGGAACACGGGCGCGGGAGGGGGAGGAGUCUGAGAGGGGGAAGGGGAGGAGUCUGAGAGGAAGGAGGAGGAGUCUGAGAGGAAGGGGGAGGAGUCUGAGAGGGGAGGGAGGAGGAGAUGCCAAAAAACGGAACAAGAAGAAAAGAACUGCUUCAAGGAUAAAAUGGAUGAACUUGGAAGAAAUAGAAUUCUUCAGACUUUCUCUUGCUUUGAUUUAUUUUUUUUCCAUUAGAGCUGGUCUUUUUCACAUUGUAUACCAUUUACCGGUGUUUGGGCUCUUUCAGAAUAUAUUUGUACUAAAAGAUUGUAACGUGUUUCUGACGGUACGUUGGUGUUGACGCCAUGAGAAAAGAACAAUUUGAAAAGAUGCAACCGCCUUUGUAUCGGCCACUCCUUUAUAACAGCACUUUCAGUAAAUCAAGCCAUCUGACAUUUCUGACAAACUGCAAAAGAAGGUUUUAUUUAGGUACAUUUAUUCUACAUAUUUGUUCAUAGAGUUCGAGUUUUGCAAAUAUAACAUUUUAAAGUUACAGUUUCUAAAAUGUGUAGCACAGAUUCAACAAUUUUGUUAUGUAGCACUUUUUUUCAGUAGUAAAUCUUUUCCAACAUUGUUCUGAUAGUUCUGUGAAACAUGCAGGUUACCCAUCUCACCUCACGCUUAGUUUGCGUUGCAUACUUUGGCUCAGAAAAUGGCUCACAUCCAAAUCUCUGGUAUUUUUGCAAAACAUCUUCAGGACACCAUGAUUUAAACUGCAUGCACGGAUGAGAAGAAACUGUUUUGAGUAAACAAAUUUGAUGUUUGUUUUUUUUAUUGAAAUAUAUUGACUUGGGAGUACAGCAGUGUGUGUAUAUGGAGAAAUAUGACUGUAGGAAUUGUAAGUGAGCAUUGUGAAUCUUGUUUGAGUGGCAAAAGAAAUGUACUGGACUGAUUUAAAAUACAGAAAGAAGGAAUGUAUAGUUUUGAAUGGAGGAUCUGCUUUAAUGCAACAGUGAACUGAUAUUAGGGAUAUACAUGAAAACUCUUCAUCAGGAUACUUCAAAUUCACUCUGCAGAUGGUUUGACACAGCUCAUCUCAGCUUGUCAUUUUAAACGUAUGUUGUCAGAACAUUAUUAGAAAACCCUUUUAUUUUCCAAGUGCUUUAGUCGUGUGUUUUUCUCAUCCUUGCUUUGAAACUCGACUUGCCUGUGACUGCCUUUGCCACUUUGUAAAUGUGUGAUCAUUUCUGGGAGAUUCGAAAGUUUGUCGAUGGACUCUGCAAUGGCGACAUUCCAUUUUUUUCCAGUGCGCGGCCCGUGACGUCAUCCGAUGAAAUUUGCACAGCUCCUCCUUCUCUCCUGUCCUGUCCAUGUGUCCCCCCCUCCUUCCCCUGAAUACAAACUGCACUUUUACCAGGUCUGCACAGAGACACCACUGGUCCUGAGCUUCCACAGGCCACUAUGGGCUGCUGUGGAUGCAGACACUGUACAUAAAUGGCACGUGUGGGCCACUUGAGCCACACCUUAAAUGGGAGAAUGCCAAUUCAUGAGGAAAAAGAAAACUUUGAUUAGUUUUUUGGGGUUUUUUUGUUUUUGUUUUAUUGCUUUUAUUUUGUUCAGAAAUCUAUCAAGAGUUUGUGCUUAACAGUGACAAUAGAUGCCAGAAAGGUUCAAAAUACAAAAAUGUCUCAUUUGCUGUUGUACCUGAAUUCUUGUGUCAAUUAUAUACAUUUUAAGAUUU